AUGUUAGCAAUUCUUCGGCAAGAUGUUACGUGGUUUGAUGGACAAGAUGCAGGGUCUUCGAUUAACAAUCUUUCUGACAGUAUCGAAAGUAUCGCCUUCGGAAUAGGGGAAAAUGUUGGAGCAUUUAUUCGUUAUGUGAGCAUCUUCAUCGCUGGAGUUAUAAUCAGUUUUGUCAAAGGCUGGAAGCUUAGUUUAGUCACAUGCAGCAUGCUACCAUUUGUCACAUUGUCUUUUGCAUCAGUUGCCUUUAUACUAAAGUAUUUUCAUGGAAAACAAAACGAAGCAUAUAACAAAGCAAGCGCUAUAUCAUUUGAGGUACUUAAAUCACUAAGAACUGUUUUUUCCUUCGGUGGAGAAGAAAAGGAAUUGGCCCGGUAUUGCAAAGAACUUGAUUAUACACAACGAGUUGGAAUUAAGCGCUCGACUGCUCUUGGAUUCCGUAAGUGA
This is a messenger RNA of Protopolystoma xenopodis, 447 nucleotides long. The record is from the annotation of a GenBank genome assembly. Lineage: Eukaryota; Metazoa; Platyhelminthes; Monogenea; Polystomatidea; Polystomatidae.